Messenger RNA from Symbiodinium sp. CCMP2456, 387 nucleotides. NCBI's taxonomy places the organism in Eukaryota, Dinophyceae, Suessiales, Symbiodiniaceae. The record is from the annotation of a GenBank genome assembly.
AUGUUCGAUGUGGUUCGGUGGCUGGGCCUUGCCUCAUGUGCUUCCGAUUUGAACAGCUGCUGCAACUCCGACAAUGCAAACGAGGGCUUUGUCGAGACCAUCCGAGCACUUCCUGUCUGCGAUGUCCAGGAGAAGGAUAGGUUCUGGCUCGACUUGCAGGGAUUCUGGUAUCGAAAAGCAGACAACAGCUGUGUUGGAGAGGUCAAUGGGAACAGGAUGGUCUGGCAUGUCCAGUGGGACCUGCCGGAAACUGUUACGUCUCUGCAGGCAGUGACACAAGACACGGUCGUCUACAAGAUGUCGGGCCGCGUUGUUUCGGGUGUUAUUUGCUGGCAUGCUCAGCCAUCCAUUAGUUGGAAUGAUGGAGAGACUUGGUUGAGGAAGUGA